Messenger RNA from Alosa sapidissima (American shad), 2164 nucleotides. RefSeq names its product S100 calcium binding protein S (gene s100s). NCBI's taxonomy places the organism in Eukaryota, Metazoa, Chordata, Actinopteri, Clupeiformes, Clupeidae. The transcript has 4 exons. Bases 623 to 991 code for a protein of 122 amino acids. The record is from RefSeq and is a predicted model, not a curated record. Gene Ontology annotation, molecular function: calcium ion binding.
AAGGCAGCACUUUUGGAACAGACCCUCAGUUUACAGCUCUGGAAAAAAUUAACGGACCACUGCAAUUCUGAAUAUGACCAUCAACUCAUUCCAAUAUCACUCGGCAACCGUAGGAUGACAUCAGAGAAAUGUGCAGUGGUCUCCACAUUUUUUUCCAGAGCUGUAUAUAAAGCCACUGGUGCACAGACACCUGCUCUACCAGCAUUCUAAUAAAGCUCUGAGAGGCCUGGAGGCUACCCUCUCUGCCUCUUUGCUUGCCUAAUGAACUCCCCUAUGAGGUCAAACAGCUCUUGUGAUUGCACGUGAACAAGGGGAGAAGGAGGGAGUGAGAGAGAGAGAGAGAGCAAGGGGGGAGGGGUGGAGGAGGAGGGGGAUGAGAGGAUGGAGAGAAACAGAUCCUCCUAGGGAAGAGUUUGAGAAGGGGAGGAGAGGAGUGGAAGGGAGGAGGAGGAGGAAGAGGAGGAGGCGGAGGGGGGUGAUAUUUAAACCUGCUGGCGCCACUCUCCCUUCAUCCACUCUCUUCUCUCUAUCUGUCUCUAUCUCUCGCUCGCCCCACAGAAGACAAAGGAGCCUCUCCACCAGCUCUCAGUAGUCCAGAAAGCCUGGCACAAGAAGAAGCAAGAUGGCCAACUCACGCGCACGCUCACGGUGUAACGUCAUGUCCAAAGAGCCUAGUUCCAACCUGGAGAGCGCCAUGCAGAUGCUCAUCAAGACCUUCCACAAGUACUCGGGCAAGGAGGGCGACAAGUACACGCUGAGCCGUGGAGAGCUGAGGGAACUACUCACCGAGGAGCUGGGGAACUACCUAGGGAGUGCGCAGGACAAAGACGCGGUGGAAAAGGUGAUGAAUGACCUGGACUCCAACAACGACGGCGAGGUGGACUUCACCGAGUUCAUCAUCCUCAUGGGUGCGCUCACCGUGGCUUGCAACGACUUCUUCCUUGAAAUGCCCAAGAAGGACGAAAAGCCGGAAGAGGCGAAGAAAGAGUGAACGCGCUCAGGGGUGGAGGAGGAGGAGAAGGAUGGAAGGAUGGAGGGAGAGGAGAAUGGAGGUGGAGAGGGAAGGUGGGAGAGAGGGAUAGAGGGAUGGUGAAGAAUAAAUAGAUGGAUAAAAGAAAGGAAGACUAAGAAGAUAAGUAAAGUGAGGGGAAGGUAUAAGAAACCAGUAUUGUUUUUCUUUUUUUUGGGGGGGGGAGGGGGGGGUUGACAGAUGUAUCUUGUGUGGGAUGAUGGGGAGACAACUAGAUUAGUGAAGGACAGUUUGAUCAGGGUGAGAGAGAAGGAGGGAGCAGAAGAACACAUUGCAUGACUACUUGAACAGACUAACACUCCCGUGUUCCUGGAAAACCAUGAAUACUGCUGGUUUAUUUAUCACUGAGCCUCACCUCUUGAGCACUUACAUGUAGUCACAUAACAACAGCAACCGAUACCCCUUCAUCCUCAGCGUUAUCACAGCACAAACAAAGGAUUUGGGAAAUACGGAGGUAAAACACGGAGUAAGCUGACAUCCAGGAGUGAACCGUAGUGUGUGUUGUUGUUGGUCUGAUUUUGUUAGUGCACUUCUGAAGUCAGGAUGCAAAAGGGGACCGUUCAAUGUGGCUCAGACUGUAGUUGGAUCGGGCCUGGAGCUUGACCAGAUGAUGCAAUCUGAACCAGAUCAGACCUAGCUUUCUCCCACAGAGCCACCUGUUAUUAUUAGGGCCAUGUUGUCAUGUCUCCUUUGUCACUUACCUUUAGGUGUAUAUUUAGACCGGAGCCAUGUCCUAUAGCUAAGGCAGAGCUCAUGGUUAUCCAGGAACAGGUUUUCCCUUUUCCUUUAACCUGUGAAUCAUUCUAAUUAGUGCCUCUUGGCUAAGGACAAGAACAUGCAAAGAAAACACACACACACACACACACACACACACACACUCACUAAUACACCAUUUGUGUUUUCUGACCGUGGGAAAGGGAGGGAAGGGGAUAUGAGUGAAAGGGUGAGACAGAGAAAAGCCCUCUACUGUACAGAAAGGAGUGACAGAAGGUCCUUUGAAGGGUAUUAUAGUUACGCAAUAUUAUCGAUAACAUUAUCCUCUCAGUGUUGGACAUAUGAGCAUGUUUGCCUGUUUCCUUGCACCUCUUUUGUAACCUAUUUUUUGUUAAUAUCCCACAUAACUUCCUCAUUAAA